Molecule: messenger RNA, 1479 nt
Organism: Ilyonectria robusta
Lineage: Eukaryota; Fungi; Ascomycota; Sordariomycetes; Hypocreales; Nectriaceae
Product: major facilitator superfamily domain-containing protein
Exons: 2
Coding region: 1-1479 (492 amino acids)
Biological process (GO): transmembrane transport
Cellular component (GO): membrane
Molecular function (GO): transmembrane transporter activity
Source: RefSeq, a predicted model, not a curated record
AUGUCGAUCAGUGAGGGUAAGUCGCCUACGGUGUCGGACGAGCAGCAUGUCCCCAGCACGCCCAAGUCCGUCGACCAGCUUGCGCCUAUCGACCCCAAGGUCGAGCGCAGGCUGCUCAUGAAGCUGGAUCUAUGCAUCUACCCGCCGCUGUUUGUCAUCUACAUGAUGUCUUUCCUUGAUCGCAUCAACAUCAGCAAUGCUCGAAUUCAGGGCAUGACCGAGGAGAUUGACUUCUCGGGCAACCGCUUCAAUAUUGCGCUUUUUAUCUACUUUGUUCCUUACAUCCUCCUCGAGGUCCCUUCCAACAUGCUUAUUCGAAGGGUCCGCCCGUCUCUGUACCUCUCUUGCCUCAUGUUCAUCUGGGGCAUCAUCAACAUGUGUAUGGGCUUCGUUCACUCCUACGGUGCCCUCGUCGCCUUGCGAUUCCUUCUUGGAGCCUUUGAGGCCGGCGUGCUCCCCGGAAUCAUCUACGUUACUUCCAUGUACUACAAGCGCCAUGAGUUCCAGAAGCGCAUGUCUUUCUUCUUCUGCAGCACACUGAUUGGAGGCGCCUUUGGUGGUCUCCUUGCCUACGCCAUUGCGCGGUUGGGUGGCGAGAAGGGCAUGAGCGCCUGGCGAUGGAUCUUCAUCAUAGAGGGUGCUAUCACGGCUUUCCUGUCCAUCUUCGCCGUCUUCCUCAUCGCCGACUGGCCCGAGCAGGCUCGUUUCCUCACCGCAGAGGAGAAGGAGCUCGUCCAGCGCCGCAUUUCUGAGGACACUGGUGACGAUUGCCGCAUGGACACCCUCAACAAGUUUGCCUACACUCGCAUCCUCCGCGACUGGAAGAUCUGGCUCGGCGCGUUCAUCUACAUGGGUAUCGGCACAACCGGUUACGCUGGUGUUUUCUUUAUGCCUACCAUCCUGCUUGAGUUCGGCUGGAAGGCUCAGGAGGCCCAGGUCCGAACCAUCCCCGUCUACGUGCUUUCCGCUGGCUGCAUGCUCCUCUCAGCUUGGGCUUCUGAUCGGACCAAACACCGAUAUGGCUUCAUUCUGAGUGGUGCGUGCAUUGCUACCAUCGGAUACUCGAUGCUGCUUAACCAGGGGGACAAGACUCGCGAUUACAAGUUCGCCGCUGUCUUCCUAAUCAACGCGGGAGGUUACAUCGCGACGCCCAUUGCCCUCGCCUGGCUGCAGAACAACCUCUCCGGACACUGGAAGCGAGCCUUCGGCUCGGCCAUCCAGGUCACUUUGGGCAACGUUGCCGGCAUUAUUGGCGCCAACAUCUUCCUCAUCAAAGAGAGCCCUACCUACAAAACUGGUUACGGCACCGCCCUAGGCAUGAUGUGGAUGGGCACCCUCGCAGCCACCACCAUGUUCGCCCUCAUGUGGCGAGAGAACAAGAAGCGUGCGGCUGGAGAGCGGGAUAACAGGCUGAACCUGGCCGACGAGGACCGCAAGAACAUGGGUGACUGGCACCCCAGCUUCAGAUUCACUCUGUAA